This is a messenger RNA of Laccaria bicolor S238N-H82, 569 nucleotides long. RefSeq lists its product as uncharacterized. Lineage: Eukaryota; Fungi; Basidiomycota; Agaricomycetes; Agaricales; Hydnangiaceae. The transcript has 5 exons. The record is from RefSeq and is a predicted model, not a curated record. Bases 63 to 443 code for a protein of 126 amino acids.
AUCGAAUGUCCUUCACCCGGUCCAUUGGAUCGUUACGAUUAUUUUCCAGUACGAUUCACAACAUGGACAGCUCUUCAUAUCUGGGGCCUGUUGAGAAGUCGAUUCGGGACAAGCUCACUUCUCAGUUUCAACCUGCUUCAUUGACAGUUACGAAUGACUCUUGGCAGCAUCGUCAUCAUACUGCCAUGCGCAGUCAAGGCGGCGGAAACGGUGAAACGCACUUUUCUGUGCAGAUCGUCUCAAACGAUUUCAAAGGCAAGACUGCAAUGCAAAGACACCGUAUGAUCUACUCUGCCCUGUCCCAAGAGUUGUCCCAGGGUCUGCAUGCGCUUUCUUUGAAGGCCAAAACCGAGGAGGAAGUUGCAGUUUUUCUCUAUACCCGACCUGAGGGUGAUUUGUGCGAAAAGGGCAUCAUCUUACAUCAACCAACAACUUUACAUUGAACAAUUGAGUAAUCGAGGCAAGCCGUUGGAGAGGUGCCGAGUGACUCGCAGGAAGCACAGAGAACGCGUAGACACGAAACGAUGUGGUGGUAUGAACUGAGGAAUCUACAAACACGAUGCAACAUG